UUCUCUUGGUCUCGCGAGCGGUGGUGUGCGCGGGAGUCUGGGCUGUGUGUGUGGUGGCACUGCACCGGUUUGAGCUCUAACGGUCCCGGCGCUUUGCCAUGCCGGCCCAGAACACGGCGAGCAGUGGCGAACCGCUGGGAGUGGAGAUGGGGAAGCAGGCGGAGGCAGCGGUGAUAACGCCGGCCAUGCUGAAGGAGGAGGAGCAGCUGGAGGCGGCGGGGUUGGAAAAAGAGCGGCAGAUGCUGGAGAAGGCUCGCACUUCUUGGGACAGGGAGUCAAGCGAAAUGCGCUAUAAGAGGCUUCAACAUUUGCUGGAAAAGAGCAACAUCUAUUCCAAAUUCCUGCUAACGAAAAUGGAACAGCAGCAACUGGAGGAACAGCGGAAGAAAGAGAAGUUAGAAAGAAAGAGGGAGAUGAUGUUAAAAUCUGCCAAGGGUCAAAGUGCAGUUGAUGGCAAAGAGGAGAAACCAGGUGCAAAGAAGAAGAGAGGAAGAGAAGAAGGGACAUACAACAUCUCAGAAAUUAUGUCCAAAGAGGAAAUACUGUCUGUGGCAAAAAAAACUAAAGUGGAAAAUCAGGAUGGAACUUCUGCUAACCUGUGUCCAGAAGACCUGCAGAAAAAUGAAGACUCAAACAGCGUCAUUAAGGACAGAUUGUGUCAAGCUGUACGAAAUAGUGCCAAGCAAUUCCUUGAUCCAGUACGGAAAUUUAAUGGACAACCAGUGCCUUUUCAGCAGCCAAAGAUUUUUACUGGCGGUGUAAUGAGGUGGUACCAAGUGGAAGGCAUGGAGUGGCUACGGAUGCUUUGGGAAAAUGGUAUCAAUGGCAUUUUAGCUGAUGAAAUGGGGUUGGGGAAGACGAUCCAGUGUAUUGCGACAAUAGCACUGAUGGUGGAGCGAGGAGUACCUGGUCCAUUCUUAGUAUGUGGUCCUUUGUCUACUCUUCCAAAUUGGAUGUCUGAAUUCAAGCGAUUUACUCCAGAGAUUCCCCUUAUGCUCUAUCAUGGAGCUCAGCAGGAACGUCGUAAACUGGUUCGCAAAAUUCAUGGGCGACAAGGAUCACUGCAGAUCCAUCCUGUGGUCAUUACUUCAUUUGAAAUAGCCAUGCGAGAUAGAAAUGCCCUGCAGCACUUCUUCUGGAAAUACCUUAUAGUAGAUGAAGGUCACAGGAUUAAAAACAUGAACUGCCGUCUUAUUAGAGAAUUGAAACAAUUCAAUGCAGACAAUAAACUCUUGUUGACUGGUACUCCCCUGCAAAACAACUUGGCAGAGCUUUGGUCAUUGCUUAACUUCCUGUUGCCAGAUGUGUUUGAUGAUUUGAAAAGCUUUGAAUCCUGGUUUGAUAUUACCAGCAUUACAGAAACUGCUGAAGAUAUUAUUGCUAAAGAAAGGGAGCAAAACAUCUUGCAUAUGCUGCAUCAGAUUUUGACACCUUUCUUACUGAGAAGACUGAAAACUGAUGUUGCUCUUGAGGUUCCUCCUAAACGAGAAGUUGUGGUAUAUGCACCACUGUCAAAGAAGCAAGAAACUUUCUAUACUGCCAUUGUAAAUCGCACCAUUAGGAAGCUAUUUGGAAAUAAUGAGGAAGAAGUAACUGAGUUGGGUCCUACAGGUCGACCAAAACGCCGUAGUCGAAAAGUGGUUGAUUACUGUGAAGACCAUAAUGGUUCAUCUGACGACUUGGAAAAAUGGAUCAGCAAAAUGCAAGAGGAAGUAGAAAAAGAGAGGCCAGUGGUAGCAGUGAGCGUUCCCAUGGAUUCUGAGGUGAACCUGAAACUGCAGAAUAUUAUGAUGUUACUGAGGAAAUGUUGUAAUCACCCCUACCUUAUUGAAUAUCCUUUGGACCCUGCUACACAACAAUUCAAGAUUGAUGAAGAUCUAGUAAAGAAUUCAGGCAAAUUUCUACUCUUGGACAGAAUGCUUCCAGAACUGAAAAAAAGAGGACAUAAGGUCUUAAUGUUCUCACAAAUGACUCUCAUGCUUGACAUCUUGAUGGAUUAUUGCUAUUUAAGGGACUUCAAAUUUAGUCGAUUGGAUGGCUCUAUGUCCUACUCAGAGAGAGAAGAAAACAUGCGUCAAUUUAAUACUGAUCCUGAAGUCUUCCUGUUCUUAGUGAGUACAAGAGCUGGAGGCUUGGGCAUUAAUUUAACUGCGGCAGACACCGUGAUCAUAUAUGAUAGUGACUGGAACCCCCAGUCGGACCUGCAGGCCCAAGACAGAUGUCACAGAAUUGGCCAGACAAAGCCAGUGGUUGUUUAUCGUCUUGUGACAGCAAAUACCAUUGACCAGAAGAUUGUGGAGAGAGCUGCUGCCAAAAGGAAGCUAGAAAAGCUGAUUAUCCACAAAAAUCAGUUUAAAGGUGGCAAAUCUGGUUUAGCACAGUCAAAGAGCUGCCUGGACCCUCAGGAAUUAUUAGAAUUACUGAAAUCCAGAGACUAUGAGAGGGAGGUUAAAGGAUCUAAGGAAAAAGUAAUCAGUGAUAAAGAUCUGGAGUUACUCUUGGAUAGAAGUGAUCUUAUUGAUCAAAUGAAGACCUCUGAAAAAAUGAAAAAGGAAAAAAUGGGUGUCUUCAAGGUCUUAGAAGAAUCAUCAGAUUCCAGUGCAGAAUGUGUGUUUUAAUGUGCAAAUGUGGCUGGUAGCCUUACAGCACAAAUGUAUGACUGACAUCAGAUCUUCCAGAGAUGUUACUUACGCAUACUGUUCGUUUAUGCUGACUUUCUUUAAGGCAUUUUUCAAAUCCCUUGUGUUCUUUCAGUGAAAUACAACAUGUUCUACAUUAUAAUGCAGGUGAUAGUUUCAUGUUAUAGCUUUGUUAGGCUCUCAAAAGGUUAAGAAAAUGGACAUGUUUCACCUUUACAGCUAGCUCCUGUGAGCAGUGGUAAAUACUGGCAAAUUUGUGUACAAAAAAAUCUUCCUGUGGAAGUCCUAAAACACUUUUUUUUUUUCCCCUCCUUAUAUGGUGUGAAUUACGGUUUUAUUUGGAAGGGAGAGAACGUGUCCCAUCGUUACAGCCAUUUCUGUAGCUUGUGUUUUAAAUUCUCCAAAUUAUUUUGAUUAAAUAAAUCUCUGGUUUGUCUUAAA
Neopsephotus bourkii (Bourke's parrot) is the source of this 3080-nucleotide messenger RNA. RefSeq names its product helicase, lymphoid specific (gene HELLS). Gene Ontology annotation, biological process: negative regulation of gene expression via chromosomal CpG island methylation; lymphocyte proliferation; pericentric heterochromatin formation. The transcript is spliced from 22 exons. Gene Ontology annotation, cellular component: nucleus; pericentric heterochromatin. The coding region runs from base 99 to 2618 and encodes 839 amino acids. Gene Ontology annotation, molecular function: ATP binding; chromatin binding; ATP-dependent chromatin remodeler activity. NCBI's taxonomy places the organism in Eukaryota, Metazoa, Chordata, Aves, Psittaciformes, Psittacidae. The record is from RefSeq and is a predicted model, not a curated record.